Fundulus heteroclitus (mummichog) is the source of this 1514-nucleotide messenger RNA. It is a transcript of the gene ppa2, whose product is annotated as inorganic pyrophosphatase 2. The record is from RefSeq and is a predicted model, not a curated record. The transcript has 12 exons. Gene Ontology annotation, molecular function: inorganic diphosphate phosphatase activity; magnesium ion binding. NCBI's taxonomy places the organism in Eukaryota, Metazoa, Chordata, Actinopteri, Cyprinodontiformes, Fundulidae. Gene Ontology annotation, cellular component: cytoplasm. The coding region runs from base 67 to 1107 and encodes 346 amino acids. Gene Ontology annotation, biological process: phosphate-containing compound metabolic process.
CGCGGAGGAAAUAGCAGGACGGGAAGCAGGAAGUACUGAUCGGGGCGGAGAAGUGUGUCCAUUAUAAUGAGAGCGCCGCUGCUCCGCUCCUCGCUCGGCUGCUUGGCGACUCUUUUCGGUGCGUCUCCGGCGUCCAGCAUUGAUAAGGGGGUCAGACGCACAGCAGCAGCAGCCCUGCCACAUCUGUGUUAUUCCAGAAAAGCCAUGCAUUAUCAGACAGAGGAGCGAGGACACCCGAAUUCUGCAGACUACCGCAUUUAUUUUAAAACCUCUGAUGGGAAAUACAUUUCACCUUUCCAUGAUAUUCCGCUUGUAGCCGAGUCAGAUCAGAAUGACGACGUGCCAGCUAAAAAACCCAAGAGCGAGAGAAAGGUGCUGUACAACAUGGUGGUGGAGGUGCCUCGGUGGUCCAACGCCAAAAUGGAAAUUGCAACAAAGGAGCCGCUGAAUCCGAUCAAACAAGACGUGAAGAAGGGGAAGCUGAGAUAUGUCGCCAACGUAUUUCCCCAUAAAGGAUACAUCUGGAACUACGGGGCCCUCCCACAGACCUGGGAGGAUCCCAACCAGAAAGACGAAGAGACGAACUGCUGCGGUGACAAUGAUCCCAUCGACGUUUGCGACAUUGGCACCCAGGUGUGCUCUCCGGGUCAGGUGAUCCAGGUAAAGGUUCUGGGCAUCCUGGCAAUGAUCGACGAGGGAGAGACGGACUGGAAGGUCAUCGCCAUCAACGCGGACGAUCCAGAUGCCGAAAAGCUCAACUGUAUCGAAGAUGUUCGCAAGAGCCGACCAGGUCAUCUGGAGGCUACCGUUGAAUGGUUUAGGAAAUACAAGGUACCCGACGGAAAGCCUGAAAACCAGUUUGGAUUCAAGGGGGAAUUCAAAGACAGGGAUUUUGCUGUUGAGAUCAUUAAAUCCACCCAUGAGCACUGGAGGGCACUUGUGCACAAGCAAACAGAUGCAGGAGGGAUUGAAUGCAAAAACUUGUCCUGCUGUGACAGCCCGUUCCGGUUCAGCGCCGACGAGGCCCGAGCCAUCGUUAAGUCGGCUCCUGCUCUUGGUAGUGCACAUCCCGUUCCUUCAGAAGUAGACAAGUGGCAUUUCGUAUGAACUCCGGAAGUCUCCUGGGAACCACGAAAAGGUCUCAACGUGAAGUAUCACUAAACCUGCAGCGUAUUUUUUUGAAUGCAGGUGGAUUUAUUUUUCUACGUACUCGCAGUGGCGUAACGUGCCAAUUACAUGUAAUGUCAUCGAGAAGGAACAAAUGGCAGAUAGGGACUGUAGGGGUCAGCAGACAUGCAACCCUAUGGAGUUUUUGGAUGGUGUGAUUUUUCUUUUAAAAAAUACUCUAAAUUGGUUGUGCACUGGUGUAUUUAAAUUUUUUUUUUGGUGAUGCUCGGGGAAAGGUGCACACUAAUCUGUCUGCAAUCACCAGAAAUUGGCCAGAUUUUUCAGCUACAGACAUUUUGUACACAGUAAAAAACACGUUUCUAAUGCUGAAUAAAUGAAUAAAGCAA